Molossus molossus (Pallas's mastiff bat) is the source of this 1545-nucleotide messenger RNA. Its product is annotated as tigger transposable element-derived protein 1-like. Gene Ontology annotation, cellular component: nucleus. Bases 1 to 1545 code for a protein of 514 amino acids. Lineage: Eukaryota; Metazoa; Chordata; Mammalia; Chiroptera; Molossidae. The transcript is spliced from 2 exons. Gene Ontology annotation, molecular function: DNA binding. The record is from RefSeq and is a predicted model, not a curated record.
AUGGCUAUUAUCAACAAGAUAGAAAAAGAGUUAGCAGGUGACAGCAUCAAUGAGGUCGUUAUUUGUGAGAAAGCACUACAAAUAUUCAGUGAUCUGAACAAAGAAACACCUGGUACAAGUGGUGAAGGUGCUUUCACGUUUAAAGCCAGCAGAGGUUGGUUUGAGAAUUUCAGACAUAGAAGUGGCAUACAUUGCGUCACUAGGCAUGGGGAAGCAGCUAGUGCAAACCAGGAGGCUGCUAAUAACUUCAUUAAAGAAUUUAGUGACUAUGUCAAGGCAGAAGGGUUUGCUCCUGAGCAGGUGUUCAACUGCGAUGAGACCGGAUUAUUCUGGAAAAAAAUGCCAGCCAACACCUACAUAACCAAAGAGGAGAAAGUGCUACCAGGGCACAAGCCUAUGAAAGAUAGGCUUACUCUUUUGCUUUGUGCAAAUGCAAGUGGUGAUUGCAAGGUAAAACCCUUGCUUGUCUACCAUUCAGACAAUCCCAGGCCAUUCAAAAGGCACAAUGUAAUGAAGAGUAAAUUGGCUGUGAUGUGGCGGUCUAACACCAAAGCUUGGGUUACCAGACAAUUCUUUACAGAGUGGGUGCGUGAAGUUUUUGCACCUCGAGUGAAGGAAUACCUGGCAGAAAAAAAAUUGCCUUUAAAAUGUCUAUUAGUGAUGGACAAUGCUCCUGCUCACCCCCCAGCUUUAGAGGAAGAUCUAGUUGAUGACUAUAGCUUCAUCAAAGUAAAAUUCUUACCCCCCAAUACAACCCCUAUUCUGCAACCCAUGGACCAACAGGUCAUAUCCAAUUUCAAGAAAUUGUACACAAAGGCCCUCUUCCGGAAGUGCUUUGAAGUGACGAAUGACACACAGUUAACUCUGAGGGAAUUUUGGAAAGAACACUUCAACAUCCUAAAUUGUGUAAACUUGAUUGACACUGCUUGGAGUAAUGUCACUCAUCGCACAUUGUAUGCGGCAUGGCGAAAACUAUGGCCCGAAAGGGACAGUGAGGGUUUAGAAGCUGAGUCAGCUCCUGUCGUUGAUGAAGAUGUUGCUGUAGUUGAUGAUAUUGUGGCCAUAGGAAAGACCAUGGGCCUUGACAUUCAACAAGAUGACAUCAACGAACUUGUGGAAGGUCACGCUGCUGAGUUAACCGCCGAGGAACUGAUGCACCUACAACAACAGCAGCAGAAGGAUAUGGUGGAAGAAAUUUCUUCUGAAGAAGAGGAGAGAGUGGAGGAUAUUUCUAGUGGCCUUAUUCAUGAAAUGUGUGCAAAAUGGGCAGAAAUCGCAAACUUUGUUGAACAACAUCACCCUGAUAAAGAGGUAGCAAAUAGAGCAGUUAACAUUUUUAAUGACAAUGUUAUGUCCACUUUCCGCAAAAUUUCUGAAAGGAGAAAAAAACAGCAAACAAUUGAAAAAUUCUUCCGUAAAGAAAUCAGACAAGUAACUGCAGAGAAAGAUUCUGAUUCUCCUCAGCAAAAGAUACAGAGAACAGAAACACCUGAAGAGCAGUUACCCUCUGUUUUUAUUGAAGAGGACUCCCCUUCAAGACAAUAA